Epinephelus fuscoguttatus (brown-marbled grouper) is the source of this 6682-nucleotide messenger RNA. RefSeq lists its product as uncharacterized. The transcript has 7 exons. Gene Ontology annotation, molecular function: RNA polymerase II cis-regulatory region sequence-specific DNA binding; DNA-binding transcription factor activity, RNA polymerase II-specific. Gene Ontology annotation, cellular component: PcG protein complex; transcription regulator complex. NCBI's taxonomy places the organism in Eukaryota, Metazoa, Chordata, Actinopteri, Perciformes, Serranidae. The record is from RefSeq and is a predicted model, not a curated record. Gene Ontology annotation, biological process: regulation of transcription by RNA polymerase II. The coding region runs from base 114 to 6563 and encodes 2149 amino acids.
GAACCGUUAGUAGCGUUAGCUGCAUGCUCAUAAUGAAUUAGCUGGAAGAUAAGAUUGUAGUCGCAGCGCCGGUAAUUCUUUUGUUAGUUUGUUUUGUUUGUCAUGUGGAAACAAUGUCUUCUGUUGGGUAUUUGAGAGAGUUUGUGAACGAGCGACUGGCUGUAGCUGCUGAGGAGAUAUUCGGAGUUUUUGAGAAAACUGUCGUCGAGUACGAGGAAGAGAUUGAGCGUCUGCGCAGACUGUUGGAUAUCGCGUGGAAACCUGAAAUAAAGCUACACAGGAUAGAGCUCCCACAUGUCUGUAAGGGAGAGGAGGUUCUCACUGACCAACAGCUCUGUAUCCAGGAGAGUCUGGACCAAGAGGACCCAGAGCCUCCACAGAUUAAAGAGGAAGAGGAAGAGGAGGAACUCUGCACCAGUCAGGAGGGAGAGCAGCUUGAACUGAAGGAGGAGGCCGAUACCUUUAUGUUGACUCCAAUAUAUGAGGAAAGUGACCACAGUGAAGAUCAGACUCUGUAUUUGAAUCCUGAUACAACUCUGGAGGAAGAGUCUGUAAUCGACAUACCAGAAGCACACAGUGACCACCAGCUCCUCUCUCACAGCUCUCAUGUAGCUGAGAGCCAGGAUCAGACAGCAGACAAGCAUGGAGACUCAGAAUCGAGUAGAGAUGCAGAGGCCGAACCUAAAAAAAGACAUUACAAAAGCAGAAGUCACAGUGACAGCGUUAACAGCCUUAAUUUGUCAGAGCUUCACCGUAAAACUCAGGCAGACAAAAGGCCUUUCAAAUGUGACACAUGUGGGAAAGAUUUUAAGUCUGAGUCAAAACUGAGUAUACACUUGAGCAUCCACACGGGUGAGAAACCUUACCUUUGCAAGACCUGCGGGAAAAGAUUUGGUUACAUGUCCGUACUGAAAACUCACUUACUCAUCCACGCAGAUAAAAAGCCGUAUUUGUGCAAAGCCUGUGGGAAAGGUUUCAGAAUUAGCAGUGCCCUGAAACUCCACAUGAGAAUGCACACAGGUGAGAAGCCGUACCUUUGCAAGACAUGCGGGAAAAGCUUCUGCGCCAUGCAAGUGUUGAAAAGGCAUUUGACAAUCCACACAGGCGAGAAGCCGUAUACUUGCAAAACAUGUGGGAGAGCUUUCAGGCAGAGCAGUGACUUGAAAGGCCACAUGAGGAUCCACACAGGCGACAAACCGUACCUUUGCAAGACCUGUGGGAAAACAUUCUGUGACAUCUCAGCGUGGAAAAGGCACAUGAGAGCCCACACGGGCGAGAAACCGUACAUCUGCAAGACCUGCGGGAAGAGAUUUGGUUAUAUGUCAGUACUGAAAACUCAUACGAGAAUCCACACAGGUGAGAAGCCAUUUUCAUGCAUCACCUGUGAGAAAAAAUUCAGUCGGAGGCCAGACUUGAAAAAGCACAUGAGGAUCCACACAGGUGAGAAACCAUAUGUUUGCACAACAUGUGGGAAAGCUUUCAGACUUAGUGGUGACCUGACAGUUCACAUUAGAAGAGCCCACACUGGUGAGAAACCGUAUCUUUGCAAGAUCUGUGGAAAAAGAUUCUUUGAUGUGUCUUAUUUAGCAAAGCAUAUGAGAAUGCACAUAGACAAGACACGGAGGAAAACGUGUUUUAAAUUUCCUUCAGUAAUGGCUUCAAUACAAAGUAUGAGAGCGUUUGUGUGUGACAGACUCACCGCAGCUGCGCAGGAAAUAUUGGGAGCAUUUGAGAGGAGGAUAGAAAACUACGAGGUAGAAAUCGCUCGUCAGCGCAGACUUUUGGACGCCCUGUUGUCACCUGAGAUAAAGUUACACCGGACAGGGCUCCCGCCAGAUACUCCCCCGAUUAAAGAGGAACAUGUGGAAAUGUGCAUCAGUCAGAAACGACAGCAGCUUCCACAGCAACAAGAGACUGAAGCUUCUAAGUUGACUCCAGCAGGUGAGGGAAGUGUCCACAGUGACCAGUCUCAACCUUUGGACACUGACCAGACUGUGAGUGCAGCGAGUAAAGAUCCUCAAUCCAGCAACUCAGACAAAGACGUAUCACCUAAGUCUGAAAGGGAGAGUGCUGCAGUAUCAGCAUCAAGCACUGACCACCAACCUGCUUCUCAAAACUCGUGUGUUACAUCGGAGAGCCAAGAUCAGUUAACUUGUAACCAUGGAGGUACAACACCAGCUAGACUUCUAGAGUCAAUACCAAAUGAGAAAAGCAAUGACGAGGACGCGACAUCAGCCACAGUUACUGAGCAAACGUCUGAUAAGAAAAGCAACGAUGGGGACACAUCAGCUACAAGUACUGAGGAGGAAUCAAGUAAGAUGUGUGCUGAUGAGAACACAGUAUCGACCAAUAAUCCAGAGCAAACACAAAGUAAGAAACAGAACAAUGAGAACUUAACAUCAAGUGGAAAUAGUGACCCUACGCUAACUGAGAAACAAAAUCACGAGAACAUGACGUCAAUCAGAAUCACUGAGACAACACCAGCAAACAUUGGUGAUGGGAGCACAAAAUCAAACAGAGUUUCAGAGCCAACACCAAAUAAGAAACCACAUAGUGGAAAAACAACAUCAGCUGCAAGUACCGAGCCAACACCACAUGGGAAAGGUAACAGUGAGAACACAAUGCCAAAUGAGAAACCAAUACCUAAUAAGAAAAGCAAAGAUGGGAGACCAACCUCACCUGGAAGUGUUGAGCCAACACCAAAUAAAUGCAACAAUGAGACCCCAACAUCAGCUCCAGGCGCAGAGCUGACACCAAAUGAGAAAUGUAAUGAUGACGAACCAACAUCAAAAGUAAAUAGUGACCCAACACCAAAUAAGAUAAGCAAAGAUGGGAGACCAUCCUCACCUUUAAGUGCUGAGCCAACACCAAAUACAGAAUGUACCAAUGAGAAGACAAUAUCAACUACAAGUGCGGAAACAGCACCACAUAAGCAACGUAACAACAAGGACACAUCAAAUGCAGAUGCUGAGCCAACAUCAAAUAAGAAACGUAGCGAUGGCAAUAAAACAUCAACCAAAAGUACUGAGGUGAAGGAGAAUAAGAAACAUCACGGUGACGGCACGACGUCAACUGAAAGUACAGAACCAACACCAAAUGAAAACUGUAAUGAUGAUCAACCAACAUCAACAGAAAAUAAUGAGCCAACACCAAAUGAGAGAAACAGAGAUCGGGGACCAACCUCUCCUGGAAGCAUUCAGACAACAGCAAGUAAGAAAUCAGCCAAUGAGAAGACAGCGUCAGCUAAAACUGCUGAUCCAACAGCAAAUAGGAAACCCAGCGAUGGGAAAGCAACAUCGACUUCAAGUACGAAACCAGCAUCAACUAAGAAACACAGUGCUGGGAAAACAAGUUCUGCUGGGAGUAUCGAGCCAACGCCAAAUAAGAAUAGCACCAGUGAGAAGACAACAUCAGCUAAACAGAAACCCAACGAUGGGAAAAUAACAUCUACUACAAGCACUAAGCCAGCACCAAAUAAGAAACAAAUUGAUGAGCAUGCAACAUCAAGCAGAAGCAAUGUGUUGACACCAGAUAAAAAAGCUAAUAAUAAAGAUACAUCUGCUAGAAGCAAGGAGUCAACAUCACGUAAGAGUCAAAAUGACGAGAGCACAACAUCCCCUACAAGCACUGAACCAACACCAAAUAGGAAUUCUGACAGUGAGAAGACAGCAUCAUCUAAAAGCAAUAAGCGAAAACCAAAUAAGACAGUUAACGAUGAGAAAGUAACAUCAACCACAAGUACUAAGCCGACACCAAAUAAGAAACGUAAGGAGGGGAGCACAAAGUCAAAUGAAAGCACUGACCCAACACCAAGAAAGAGACGCAAGGAUGACAGGACAUCAUCAACCAGAAGUUCAGAGGAAACACAGCACGGGAAGCGUCACGAUGAGGGCACAUCAUCAAAUGAAACACCAAAUAAAAACCAUGGGAACAAAUCAGGCGGUAGCACCAAGGACGAUAAUAACCCUUACAAGUGUGACAGGUGCGGCAAAGUGAUGAGUAAUUUCAAAAACUACAAAUUUCAUAUGAAAUCCCACACAGUUGAGAAGACUUUCGAAUGUGACACUUGUGGUAAAAUGUUCAGAGAGAGUUGGGAUUUAAAUAAACAUCUAGUAAUUCACUCUGUUGAGAAGCCUUUCAAAUGCAAGGUCUGCGGAAACGGUUUCAACCGGCGUUAUAACCUCGACCUGCAUGUCCGCGUUCACACCGGGGAAAAGCCGUUCAAAUGCGACACCUGUGACAAAAGCUUCAGCUCGCUUGUGAAUAUGAAGAAGCACAUGAGAAUCCACACAGGCGAGAAGCCGUACAGCUGCGGCGAGUGCGGGAAGGAGUUUGCGGACUCCUCCUCGUUCAAAAAUCAUCAGCGGGUGCAUUCGGGGGAAAAGCCCUUUAAGUGCUCCCAGUGCAAGAGGAAAUUUGCCACCAGGACGACUUUGACGAGGCACAUCAUAACACACACGGGUGAAAAGCCAUACAAGUGUGAUGUGUGUGACAAGGUGUUUGGUCAUAGAACAGAACUGAAAGCACACAUGAGAUUACAUACUGGGGAGAAGCCCUACGAAUGCAGUGCGUGUGGAGAAAAGUUCUCCACAUGGAACAAACUCCACAAGCACAAGAAAGUACACAUGAGUGAUACAGAAAACUCCACUUUUAUUCAGUGUUAUUCAGUGAAAAUGUCUGCAGUUGAGAAUUUGAGGGAGUUAAUCAAAGAGCGACUGAAUGUUGCUGUGGAGGAGAUACUGGGAGUGUGUGAGAAGACUAUUGUUGUGUACGAGGAGAGGGUCGUGCGUCAGCGCAGACUGCUGGAUUUCCUCUUGAAGCCUCAGAUAAGGCUGCGCAGGACAGAGCUCCCAGUGCCAUUUGUCUGUAAGAAGGAGGAGAAGGAAGUUCUUGUUGACCAGCAGCCCUGUAACCACGAGGGGAACCCAGAGCCUCCACGGAUUAAAGAGGAACAAGAGGAAGUCUGCACCAGUCAGGAGGGAGAGCAACUUGUAGCGAAGCAGAGGAGUGCAGCAGAGGGUGAUCCCCUCGACAAAAUCCGUAUUGAAUGUGUGAGAUCUGAAUCUGACACAACUAAUUCUGCGGCAUCACAACCAAACAGCGACUUUGAGUAUCAAGACCAAGAUCGCAGGACACAAAACCAUGGAAACGCAACACCAACUGCACCAAAACCAAAGAAGAAUCGUAGUGCGGAGAACACAUCAAUUACAAAUCUUGAGCCCAAACCAAAGAACUCUGGGAGCACAUCAUCAACUACGAGUGCCAAACCAAAACCGAGGAAGAAGUCUGGGAACACAACAUCAGCUGCAAAUACUGUAAAACCAAAAAAGAAGUCUGGAAACACGGCAUCAAUUACAGAUUCUGUGAAACCAAAAGAAAAAUCUACAACAUUCACUGCAAAUACUGAGCCAAAACCAAAGGAUAAACACAUCGUUGAGAAAACAUCAUCUGCUACAGAUUCUAUAAAACCAAAAGAGAAAUCUAGGGAUGUAACAUCUACGACGAAUCCUGAGCCAAAACCAAAGAAAAACCACGCGAACACGUCAUCUAUAAGCACUGAGACAAAACCAAAGAAGUCCGAUAACACAACAUCAACUACAAAUGCUGCAGAACCUAAAGAGAAUUAUGGGAACCCAACUACAAAUACUACGCCAAAACCAAACAAGAAACGUAAUGCAGAGAAGACAUCUUCAACUACAAAUUCUGAGCCAAAACCAAACAAGAAAAAUAAGGAUGAAGAUCCAAGAUCAGUUACAAGUAUUGCUCCAAAGCCAGAGGAUAAAUGUAGCAAUGGCCAAACACAAACAUCACAAGAGAGACGCAAUGGGACCACAACAUCAGCUGGUACCAAUGACAACAAAUCUCACGCGUGUGUGGAAUGCGGAAACACCUUCUCCUUAUUGAAAAAUUUAAAAGUUCACAUGAGAAUCCACACUGGCGAAAGGCCUUUUAAAUGCAGCUACUGUGAGAGGACCUUCAUCCAGAAAUCUACCUUGAAGCGACACACGAAAACUCACACUGGAGAGAAGCCCUUCCAGUGCGACUCCUGUGGGAAGACGUUUGCCCAGAUGAGAGCGGUUACCAAACACAUGAGAACUCACACAGGUGAGAAGCCAUACGUUUGUCAAACCUGUGGGAAAAAAUUCAGCUGCGGUGCUAAUCUGAAGAAGCACAUGAGGGUUCACACCGGCGAGAAACCCUACAUAUGCAGCGAGUGCGGGAAGGACUUUGCAGAUUCCUCUGCGUUUAAAAAUCACACUCGCGUGCACACAGGGGAGAAACCUUAUAAAUGCCCUCGAUGCAAGAAAAGGUUCACGCUCAGCACAACUUUGACAAAGCACAUAAGAACCCACACAGGUGAAAAGCCAUACAAGUGUGACACUUGUGGAAACUGUUUUUCUCAAAGAACAGACUUGAAAAUACACAUCAGGAUCCAUACAGGGGAGAGACCGUACAAAUGCAGCGUCUGUGGAAAAGGCUUCGUAAACAGCACAAAGCGGAAUAAUCACAUGAUUGUUCACAGGGAUGUAGCAUCCAGCAGCAGCAUUUCUAAUAAGAUGUAACUGUGCCAACAUGAAAAAGUUUAUUUAAAGUUUGGAAAAAGUUUUCUCUGUGUGGUCUUGUUUCUAAGCAUGACCACAUCUGAACCACACAAGUCUGAUAAAGACACUCAAGCAAUGAC